GCGCGGGGGCGGCGGGCGGGGGAGUGCGGGCGCGCGGCGCAAGAGCCGCGGCCGCGCCAUCAUCCUGAUCCAGAUCGUGUUCGCGCUGCGCGCCACGGCGUCGCACUCCAUCGUCAAGUGCUACUAACGACCUGAGCAAGCGGCUGGCGUGGCGCUGCGCCCGAGAGCGGCGCUCGGCUAACCUGUCGCGCCGAGACCCGCGCCCAUGGUGACGGGGCACGAACACGACCUCCGCACCUCGCGCCAGCCACCACGACGACGCCGGUACUGCAACUCUCCGUUCGACUUGAUUUUGCGUCGCAGCCCCCUCGCCAGAGACAUGAAGGCAGUGUACGAUGAACUUUGCUCAACAGGAAUAGUCCAUAUUCGUGUAAACCGCUGGAUCGAGGAAGAUGAAAAAGAUAGAAUGCUUGAUCAAAUUUUUGUGUCACCUCAGAUCAAGGUGAGCUUUUGUUUACCACAAAAAGUGCACCAGUCCCACAAAAAAGACUUCAUUGUGGAACCUGAAACUAUCAACAGGUGCCUCCAAGCUCUGCGGCCUUACCAUGGUAUCCUCCUACUGGUUGAGCCCCAUGAGCUGUUGGACUCUCUGCCUCCAGAUGCAUCGCCAGCCCUGGUGCGCCUCAUCCGCACCUACAGUCCGCUCAAGAGCCUGCAGACACUGGCUGCGGACGCCGACCUCACCCUUUCGCAGCUCGCAGGGCACUUGCUGUAUUGGGCGAAAGCAACCGUCAUCUACCCCCUGUGUGAGAGCAAUGUGUACGUUAUUGCUCCGGAUGCUCCUGAUGCCCACCUGGUAGAACGCUUCUCGGAACAGUUCCCCGGAAUGAACCUCUUGCAGGUGAUGGCAGACUUCUCGCUGCCAUCGUCAGUUGGGCAGCGCUCAUCACCGCUCGGCCACCCACAGCAGCAGCAGCAGUUGGUCCAAGCUGUGGUUUGGAUGCUGCGACAUCGCGUGCUCAUGCAGCUGCACACCUACGUCAACUGCUUUCCCACUCCCCAUGGGCCAGGCCGCACCACUCAGCUCAGCCUGAGCGCCAGCGGGGGCGGCGGGGGCGGGGGCUGCGCGGGCCCGGGCGGCGGCGCGGGCGGUGGCGGCGGGCGCGCCGCCUCCGAGAGCGACCUGAGCUCCACGCUGAGCGACGACCUGGGGCCCGCCCCGCCCACACCCUUUCGCCCGGCCGCCCACCACGCGCACGCCCUCAACGCCGCCCUGCCCCACGGCCACGGGAUGAACGGCGGAGGGGCCUUCAACGCCGCUUACUACGGGUACGUGGGCGGCGGCGGUGGCGGGGGCGGCGGGUCUGCGGCGUCGACGGGCGACGAGGCGUCGUCGUUCGUGAGCCCCCUCCCGCCCGAGGACGACGCGGGCCAGGGCCUGGGGCUUGGGCUGGGGCUCGGGUUGGGGUUGGGGCUGGGCGGCGGGUCGCUGCUGCAGGAGGAGCUGCUGGCCGGCUUCUCCGACGAGGAGCGCGCCGCCAUCCUGCGCAUCCCGGCCGCGUCGUACGCGGAGGACCUGCAGCUGCUGGUGCGGCUGUACCGGCGCGGGUAUCUGGAUGGUCACCAUCACCUCGAGGAGAUGAUGUACCUGGAGAACCUACGGCGGUCCACGCUGCUGCAGCUUCUUGACAAGUUCAGGGACAUUCUUGUGACGCACGAGACUGAGGACCCGGCCAUAGCAAUGUUCUAUCCCCAUUCCCAUGCUCACUGGCAUACAUAGCAUCCGGUCACCACACUGAAGGACUCAGAACUUUCUGAGGAUGAAACAUAAAACAAAUUGAUGAAGAUCUAGGAGGUGGAGUGCCUUUAAAAAGAACUCCAAUUUCACAGACUCAAGAAGAGUGUGUUAAAUAAAAAAAAUCGAAGAGUGAGCGAAACUUCCAAUUAGUUAAAGGUUUGGAGGGCAAAUGCCGUAACAAAUUUUCAAACAAUGUGAGUCAAUUUUUUAAGGCAUUUCCUCUUCAUUGAUUUCACGUUGGAUGUGUUUUCUUUCUCUUUUUGCCCUUUCUUAUGAGCAUUCAGUCUCUUGCAGGUAGUUUUUAAAAAAACCUUGUUCUUUUUUUCUCUUUAGUCAUUGGGAAGUUGGUUUCUUGUGGGAAUGUCUGUGUUUAAUCAGUGAAUGUCAAUUAAAGUGGACAUGGUUUACACUGUGCAAAGUUCUUGAAUUGAAUGUUUUGGCACAUGGUGUGGGCAAUGUAAUGUUUGGUGUCUAUCAAUAUAGACAAUAUUUAACAAUUUUGGUGUCUACGGAAGAUGUAGUUCAGUGCUUCUUAACGUGAAAUGUGUAACUGCAAACAUUCUUCUACUUAGGAAGUUUUCUAACAAAGAUUUCACUUUUAAUCUUUGUUCUGUAAACUCUCUUUAAUCUGGUAGUGGUUGUAUGUCAACUGUCUUGAUAGACUUCUCCAUUCUGUUUCUGAAUAGAACUUAUAAAUUAUUCACAUGAAUUUUCAACACUUUUCCAAUAUAUAUUUUCACUUAUUCUAUAUUUUCCUGUUUUUAAUUGUGCUCAUUGCUUUAAUUGAUAUAUCAAAUUUAUAUUAAUUUCAUAACAUUAGAAUUGAUAAUGAGAACAGAAAGAGUCAAAAUGAUUUUAGAAAAGAGCAGUCUUCUGGUGUUUGAGAACCAUUAUUCUAGGUGGUGAUCUGUUGUAUCUUUAUUCCAUGUUAUUGUUGACUAAAUGUGUGUUGAUAUGGCUUAACAAUUGUUGAGAGAUAAAAUGUUUUCCCACUGUUACUACUGAUAUAAACACUUUAUGUGCUUUCAGUUGAAUAGUAGAGAUUAACAAAUAUGACUUGAUAAAAUAUCCAGUUAUGAGAGUUUAUUGUCUUUGCCAACUAUUGAAGAACUUUUGAUGCUGCAGCCUGAAACAUAACAUGUAGUGCCAGAAUUGUUUGACCAGCUGAAAUAAGGCAAAAUAUUUGCUACAUCACCAUUUGUUGACAUCCAAGUUGCUACCAACAAAAAGCCUGUACUUGGCAAAGUUGUAUUAUACAGUUAUUUCUGUGUAGCUCAGGAGAGUUGAGUGUUUCUUACAAGCAUAUGGGGCAAACAAUAUGUACAUUCAUUGUACAUAUUUAAGAUAAAGCAGGAUAAAGUGGAAACAUUAAAUGAUACUGCUUAGCUGCUAAAGAAGAGAAAAUUGAUGGAAUUGCCUGACAGUUCAGAUAACUAUUUUUCCUGCAAGAUGAUUUGACAGGAAGACUGCCUCAAUAUUGACUACAUGGAAUGUAUGUUCAGCGUCAUAAGUGACGUCAUUAUAUGAUGUUUUAUUCAAAGCGCACAAUUAAAUCUUUGGAACAGGCUCCUCCAGAAUUAGUGUUGUGGUGAAAACAAUGGAUUUGCUAUUGUAAUUCUCAGAUAUGUGGGUGUUACCUGAAAUACUAUGUAAACACUCAAUGGAAAUAAUUUAUUCGGUAGGAAUACCAUGUUGCUAAGAUGAACAGAUAUUAGGUAAAUUAAUGUAUCUGAAUAAUCUUUUCUUUUUUUUUUUUUUUUUUUUUCUUUUUUAAUUCUUGCUUUUUUUAAGGGGGGGAUAUUUUAUAAACACAUUAUCUUGCAAAAGUAAUAAAUAUUUCAUUAACAUUUCCAUUUUAUAAUGGAAGGAAUAAAUUCUGGGAAGUUCCUUGUAUACUUGGUUCAGUUAUGUAAGUGAUUAUUUUCAUGUUCAUUUCUCCCAAAUAAAUAACAUGUAGAGUCAUUUACAUUCUUUCAAGAAUGUUGGCCAACUUGUGCAAGUGCUUCUUAUUAUUAAGUUAUGCUUCCCAAUGAAAGAGUGUUCACUGAAAACUAUUUAUGUAGCUAGAAUACAAAAAAAAAAAAAAUGCUCUUCAAAACUUCUAUUAAAAGAUAUAUUUUUGAUAUAGUAUUCUUUUAUUCAAAAUUGUCCUAUUGUAAGUUUAUUUGAAAGCGUGAUAAAAGUGAAUAGCAGAGGCUCUUUAACAUUAGGUCACUGUGAGUCAUCCAUUUAUUUCAAUAUGUUUAGCUUCAUGUUUAAUUUCUGUAUUACAUAGUACAUUUUCAUAUUGUCACAUCCUUUUAACUUCAUUGGAACUAAUUUGCAAUAUUCUUUUGGGAGAUGACUUCAGAACACAUUAAAUAACUUGUGAAAUCUAUCCCUAACAUCAAACUGCAUUCACCGAGUUGAAAUUUCUAAGGCAUUAUCUGCUGGGACAAGAAUACAUUUCUUGAAAUGAUAUCAACAAUGUUCCACAGAUUUAGAACCUGCCUAAAUAGUUGUUGGCUGAUCUGAACCAAGAAUACCACAAAACAGAUAUGACAGUUACGGUUGAAGUAUUUGUUUAGGUUGUUCCUUCUGUAUUAAUAAAUGAGUAAUAAAAAAUAAGAAAUUUAUCUGAGUAAAACAUCAAACGUGUUCUAAGCUCAACAUUUGGAAUACAUUAAAUAUUAAUUUAAUUUUUGGUUAAUGUCAAAUAUUGUAUUUAAUUUUUUAAUAGUAUACAAAUUAAUAUAAUGUUUUAAUACUUUAUUAAUAAAUUGUAGUGGCAAUCUGACAGAAACAAAUGUCUGAACGCUGUAAAACCAGUCAAACAUGGCUUGUGUAAGAAACAUUUCAAACAUCAUCUUUUACCUAUGUGGUAUUCCAUUAUCUUGUAUUUCAGGAGCUGUCUAUGAGUGAAAAAUGUUUUCAACUUGCAUCUAUUGUAUUUAAAUGUAGUUGUAGUUUUAUAUCUUUAUUUUAAACUAAUCACAAAUACGUAUUGUUUUCUUUCAAAGGAUCAUUAUCCACAUUAAAUCUACAUGUUGCAGAUCUACUGCCUCAUAACUGAUGAAAUUGACUGUGUUUUUAGCAUUGUGACAAUGCACCAUUCCCAUAUGAGGAGAACUUGGAGUUGAUGUAUUUUCAAGAAAUGUUUCGAGAAAAUAAUUUGAAUAUUUAAAUAUGUAAAUAAUGUAAAUGUAAUUUGAAGAAUGUACAACACUCUUGCUUAUUAAUUUGAAUUCACUAUUCAUAUUUUAACUUUUGUUAAAUAAGCCCCUUGUGAUGAUGUGUAGGUACAUCUACUAGGAAUUAUUUAGUUUUCCUUUACCAAAGAUGGAUGUUAUCUAGUCAUUUCAUUAAAUGUGUUAGUAUAACCUAGUUAUUUCUUGGAAGAGAAAGACAACACUGUAUAUAUCUUGAAUGUAUAGUAUAAAAAUAUAGACUCUAAUGUUUCCAGUAAAAGAACAAUAUUUUUGCUUUUACUCCGAUAUUUCCAGUUUAAGAACUGGGUUCCUAAUAAAGUGUGGAGAAAUAUCUCUGAACAACUUUCUUUUCUUUUCCUUUUCUUCUCAAUGAGAGUUGACCUCCUACCAACAAAAGCUUUGAUCAUGAGCCAUCUUUUAUUAAAGUUUGCUCUUAUGUCCUUUGUUUUGCACAUUUCUUGAACAACUUUCUUCUAGAACUGACUAAGCAUUAAUCCAUUGAACAGCAUUAGCUGUGAUUUUUUUAUGAAUGGAUGAUAAUACUGCCUUCAUGAAGUUGUGAUAUAUUUUGUAAACAACAAAAUUUAGAAUAAAAAGUAUUUUUUUAAAGUAUAUAUGCAAAUAAAAUAAUAGAUUGUCCAAACAUUCCAUCAUAGUUAAAAUACUUGUUGAAGAAUACAUUUUAACUUCCCAUUUUAAAUUUCAAGUUGUUCAAGAAGACCUGUAACAAUCAGAAUAAAAGUAAUGAGGCAGCUUUCUCUUGAGUUAUCCAUAACAUCAUUUGGCUCACUUGAAGCAAGUUCUUCUUGAAUUGUCUUUUCCAAACAUUAUUUUUCAUUUACAUCAUGUCUUUGAAUUUCUACUUAAGAGCAUUCAUUAUCUUCUUACAAUGACCUGUGUAGUGCUACAAAAUUAGGUCACAUUCUGCAUAAAUAACGUGUAAAAGUGUCCAUAAAUGUUGCUUGAUAAUUCAGGGAGCGAAUUCAAAUUAACGAGCAAUAUUGUUACUUUAAUGUUUCAAGGUUUUUCUGUAUAAUUAUUGUUCAUUUUCUGAUUUGUGCAAUGGAUUAUAAAAUUGUUUUUAUACCCAGUAUAUUCUUUAUUAAUAUGAUUUUCACUUGAUUGUGUAUAUAGAGAGAGUUGUGUGCCGUGUGCUUACUUCACAGAUGUCAGUUGUCCUGGGCACGAUGUGACUAAAUGUGAAAAUCAACAUCAAGAAACUAUCUGUUUUCCAAGUGAAUUGGACGUGCAAUUUAUUUGAUAGUUUUGGUUCCAAAGAAAAUGGAAUAAACGUUAUAAAAAUAAUGUGGGGAUG
This is a messenger RNA of Gryllus bimaculatus (two-spotted cricket), 6241 nucleotides long. The record is from the annotation of a GenBank genome assembly. NCBI's taxonomy places the organism in Eukaryota, Metazoa, Arthropoda, Insecta, Orthoptera, Gryllidae.